AUGGAUUGGUUACAAGAACUACCUCCCAAUUUAAGAUCACAAAUAACAAACAUAAUUAAUAAAGAUCCAUCCACGCAUUCAACAUUUAAUGAACUUUAUGAAUAUUUUGAAACAUCAAAACGUAGGAAAUUGGGAAAUGGAAAUGAUGAUGGUGAUAAUGAAGUAGAAGGGGAAGGUGGUCAUGAAGAAUUAACACCGUCAUCAUCAGUUCAUCCAAGUUCAAUUAUAUUUGAAAUCCAACAAAUUUCAUUCAUGUCACCACUACGUAAAAAGAUGAAUUUAACUUUUCAUUUGAUCGAACAAGACAAUCAAGCUAUUCCUGUCUUAUCCAUUGUAAACCCUGCUACAAAUGCACCAGAAUUAUCAUUCAUUAAUUUAUCGCAAGCUGUUAAGUUAUGUUUAGUGUUACCAGUUUUAGGAAAUUCUACAAAUCCUAGUAAAAAAGGAGUUUGUUAUUUGUGUUUUUGGAUUCAUGAUUCUUAUUAUGCCGAUACGAAUAUUUCAAAAGAUCCAAUCAUUUGUCUAAUGUACUUAGAUCAAAUUAAAAAACAAAUGAUUAAAAGUGGGAAGUUGCAGAGUAAUAUAGAUACUCAAUUCGGAGAUAUGUCAAAUUAUAAAAAUGAUACAACUUUAAAUCCUGUUCAAGAAAGAAUAUUAGAUUACUUCAAGAGGCAGUUCAAAUUAUGUGGUAUAAACUUAAUUAAUUAUUUACCAUGUGAUGCGAUAUUCAAAAAUAAAUUUUUGGUUAAUAAAGAUAACGCUGUUGCCUUAACUAGCGGAGCAAAUACAACCAACCCGUCGAUUAUAAUAGUUGAAUGUCACAAAGGUGCAAGAGAUGGUAAUUUAAUUUUUUUAGAAAAGAACGAAUUCAAUAAUGCUUUCAUGAUAUUUGCAUUUAAAAAACCAAUUUUAGUAUUUUCAAUGUCAAAAGUUUUAAGAGCAAGUUAUACCAACAUAACAAAACAUAGUUUCAGUUUAAAUGUUGUAGUAUUAAAUGAUAGAAAUGAAGAAAGACCAAUUGAAUAUAGUAUGAUAGAUGUAGCUAAUUAUCAAUUAAUUGAUGACUUUAUUAAACGUCAUGGUAUAGCUGAUGAUUCUUAUAAUGAAGAGAAUAAGGAAAAACAAAUAAGUUCUACUAGUAAUGCUACUCAUAAUAAUGAAGCUAGUAAUAACCCAGUUGAAGUUACCGUUGUUGAAGAUAUUGAUGAUGAAGAUGAUGAAGAUGAAGAUGCAGAUUUUCAAGGUGGAAACGAAGAAGAGGACGGAAGCGAUGUUGCAGAAGAAUAUGACAGCGAAGCAGAACCAAGUGGGGGAGAUGAUAACGUAGAAGGUCAAGAAGAUGAUAUAUUUGUGCAAUCAAAAGAAGAAUAA
Lodderomyces pseudojiufengensis is the source of this 1371-nucleotide messenger RNA. RefSeq lists its product as uncharacterized. Lineage: Eukaryota; Fungi; Ascomycota; Pichiomycetes; Serinales; Debaryomycetaceae. The transcript has a single exon. The record is from RefSeq and is a predicted model, not a curated record. Gene Ontology annotation, molecular function: histone binding; nucleosome binding. Bases 1 to 1371 code for a protein of 456 amino acids.